Messenger RNA from Wickerhamiella sorbophila, 1317 nucleotides. RefSeq names its product Histone acetyltransferase mst2. Bases 1 to 1317 code for a protein of 438 amino acids. Gene Ontology annotation, biological process: regulation of DNA-templated transcription. The transcript has a single exon. NCBI's taxonomy places the organism in Eukaryota, Fungi, Ascomycota, Dipodascomycetes, Dipodascales, Trichomonascaceae. The record is from RefSeq and is a predicted model, not a curated record. Gene Ontology annotation, molecular function: histone acetyltransferase activity.
AUGGCGCGUAAGCGGAAGGGCCGGCCGCCAAAACGCGGUGGAGGUGGCAGUUACGCGAACGAAAGAGCCAACCUGAGGGAAGAGAGGGUAGACGCACCGAAAAUAUCGAUAUCACGGAGUGAUCUUGUGAACAGCGAUUCGAGCAGCGACGACGAGUUCUUCUCUUCGCAUGAAUCACCCCAAGACACCCACGUUAAUGGCCGCAGUUGGCUUGAAUCAACUCGCAAUGAGCCCACGCCGGUGCCAGAUAUCAACAGACUGCAAUUGGCAGCAGGAACACUGGUACCACGCAAAUACGGGGAUACGGAACCCCCGUUUUGUGGCCUUUUUGCCGAGAAAGACGCUAACGUGUCGCUGGGUAUUCCGACCGCGACGGAAAGGUACCUGUUCAACCGGUUCAGCAAGGUUGCGGAACCAAUUGCUACAGAAUACGACCCAGAACGUACGCAGAGCGUUUCGCGGAUCACAAGGCUGCACAUCAGCGGAAGAUCAAUACCCACCUGGUAUACUGCACCCUACCCCGAGGAGUAUACUAAGCGGUCGUACAUCAGUGUGUGCGAUAUGUGUCUCAAGUACAUGAAAUCCGAUUUCGUGGCCCAUCGCCAUUCGCUAAAGUGUCCCGGAAGGGCACCUCCUGGAACUGAGAUCUAUCGUGAUUCGGGCUACUCUGUCUUUGAAAUUGACGGUGCCCAUGCUCCUCUUUACUGUCAGAGAUUGUGCCUGAUGGCCAAACUGUUUUUGGACUCCAAGGCAUUGUACUACGAUGUGGAGCCGUUUUUGUUUUAUGUGCUCACGUCCGUCGACGAGACUGGCUGUCAUUUUAUUGGCUAUUUCUCGAAACUGAAAAUCAGCUCGGACUUUCCUGCAAAGGACAAAGCCAACAAUGUUUCUUGCAUCGUUACGCUUCCUGGGUUACAGCAGAAAGGGUUUGGCCAGUUCCUGAUUUCAUUGUCGUACUUUUUGACCAGAGCCCAGCACACGACAGGAACACCCGAGAAGCCAUUGAGUGAACUUGGGGCAAAGGCAUAUACAAAAUUUUGGACUUUACAUAUUUGUGAAGAGCUUGAGCUGAUUCAUGCGGAGAAAACCCGCAAGAUAUCUAUCCAAGAGUUGAGCAUGCGUACGGGCAUGACCACUGACGACGUUAUUUAUUCGCUUGAGACUUUGGGUUGGUUUAAAAACGGCCAGAUAUCUGUAAACAUCACGGAACUCCACCACCGGCUAAAAACGUGGCGCUCUAAAGACCUCCUCAAGGUAAACCCUCAAGCCUUAUUAUGGACUCCUUUGAAAUUACAGUCCCAAAACUUGGACAGUUGA